CGCUUCUUUCAUACUCAAGGCUAACUUUUACCGUACAAGUGUAUUUCUACAUUUUCGACGUCGAGGACUGAAAGCUUUCGUAACAUGACUUAAAAAAAGUUUGCAGAUUUCUUUUCAACCUGCGGUUUGCAUCACAGAUUUAAUUUAUUGGUGGGUCUCGUUCAACGUAAAUCAAUAAAUUGUCAGUGAACUAAUACAUGACUCACGCUGCUGGCAAUAACAUGGUAUAUCGUGAGACAUUGUCGUUAAAUACAACCGUAAAAAAACUACCCUGUACGUCUACACUGCUAACACAACCGUCAGUACGCCAGACGCCACACAAACAAGACGGUCUGUCAAAGUUUAUGCGUUGCUACAGCAACCAGGGCUCCGCGUGCCGACCUGGUCACGUGAUGACAACUUCCUGUUCAGUCCUUGACAGGUGCCAACGCGAAAUGGUUUGACUUUUCAUGAAUGAAGUCGUGAGAGAAGAGCAGUGAUAACAAAUUUGCGAUUACCAGCUGGGUUUGUUUCGUGAUCAAAAUGUGUGGAGGCGGCGACAACAAAGUAGAAGAUGCCGGCAAAGUAGAAGAUGCCGGCGGAGAGAAGGCGAAGUACGGGGAAGCAAAGAAAUUUGACCCUAACUUUAAAGGACCGAUAAAGCAACGAUCGUGCACUGAUGUCAUCUGCUGCCUGCUCUUCUUCAUCUGUGUUUUAGCCAUGGUUGCAUGUUCUGUGUUAGGAUAUGUUCGUGGGAACCCCAUCAAGCUGAUCUACCCCACCGACAGCGACGGCAACCUGUGUGGCUCGGGGGACUAUGCAUCCAAGCCCAACUUGAUGUAUUUUGACCUGCUGGAGUGUGCUAAAAUGGGAGUUGGUGUCAUAACGUUUGGGUGCCCCACGCCUCAGGUGUGUGUGACCAACUGUACCAGCACCUACUACGUGUACCUGGAAACGCAGGCCUUGGAGACGGUGGCAGGAGGCAUGCUGACCGCCGAGAGGAGCAAGAUGUUGUGUAAAAACAGCGUAGAUCCCACCGCCACUUCGAAUCUGCAGACUCUGAUUGACAACCAGGACUGUGCCCCCUACUACGUGGAGAACACUGCAGUGAUUGGUCGGUGCAUACCCUCCAUAUUUGGACAGAUCACAGAUCUGGCCUCUGACCUCUCGACCUCUGGAGGUUAUGUCCUUCAAUCCUCUGAUGGUACCAAUGUCACUGGGAAUGCCCUGGACAACGCAAGCUACUUCCUUGCCCUGUUCUUCCAGUUCAAGGAGUACGGGGAGCUCAUCUACAAGGACGUGGUGGCCUCGUGGUGGAUGCUGUUGGUGGGCCUGGGCAUGGCUAUGCUGGUUGCUAUGAUCUGGAUCGUGCUGCUGCGAUGGCUGGCUGGCAUCAUGGUGUGGGUCACUAUCUUCGCACUCCUCGGACUCCUGGGUUUCUCAACCUACUACAGCUACUCGAAGUACUACGAGUUGAAGUUUUCCAACACGACGGCUACCUACGGCUUCGCACCAUCCUUUGCUUCCAAUUUCAACUACUUUCUGUCCCUACAGAAAACAUGGCUUGCUUUUGGCUGCAUCUCGGCAACAAUCACCACCAUCUACCUGCUCCUCAUCCUCUGUCUGUGCACCAGGAUCCGUCUCGCCAUCCAGCUCAUCAAGGAGGCCAGCAAGGCCAUCGGCAGCAUGUUCUCCACCCUGUUCUGGCCCAUCAUUCCCUGGAUCCUGGAGAUCGCCUUCAUCGGCUACUGGGCCGUCAGUGCAGUCUUUGUUGCCUCCAUGGGCGCUGCCAACUACUACAGCAACUCCACCAACACCUCCACAGAUGGCGUCAACUACUACCUACAGAGAAUACCCUGCACCCCAAGUAGCUCUGCUGCAGGAUCAGUGUGUGAGUUCGUCAAGUACGGGGGAGACGAGUACACGAUCGUCAUGCAGGUGUACCUAUUGUUCAUGUUCCUGUGGGUUCUCAACUUCAUCAUCGCCCUGGGGCAGAUGGUUCUUGCUGGUGCAUUCGCCUCCUACUACUGGGCUUACACCAAGCCUGAUGACAUACCUGCCUUCCCCGUCAUCGGCUCGUUAGGACGCACUCUCAGAUACCACAUUGGGUCUCUAGCCUUUGGGUCACUUAUCAUUGCAAUCAUCCAGUUCAUUAGGAUUGGCCUGGAAUAUCUCGACUCCAAACUCAAGGGAUCUGAGAAUGCAGUUGCCCGGUUCUUCCUACGUUGUCUCAAGUGUUGUUUCUGGUGUCUUGAAAAGUUCAUGAAGUUUCUCAACAAGAAUGCGUACAUCUUGGUUGCAGUGUACGGCAAAAACUUUUGUGUAUCAGCCAAGGAUGCAUUCUUCCUCAUCAUGAGAAAUAUUGUCAGGACAGUUGUUGUUGACAAGAUGACAGAUUUUGUGCUGUUUCUCAGCAAGCUGGUGGUCACAGCUGCGGUCUGUGCAGGGGCGUUCUUCUGGUUCCAGGGCAAGGUGCCGUUCUUCACCAACUACGUUCCUACACUCAACUACUACCUAACUCCAGUCAUUAUCCUGACCGUGGCAGCUUACCUGGUUGCCUGCUGCUUCUUCAGCGUCUACAGCAUGGCCGUCACCACCAUCUACCUCUCCUUCUUGGAGGACCUGGAGAAACAUGAUGGCAGCGCCGAGAAGCCAUACUACAUGAGCAAGGAGCUGAUGAAACUACUUGGCAAGCGGAACAAGUUCCUUGAACCAGAAAAGAAGGGGUGUUGCUAAGUCAUGCAUGGAUGUUGGUGCUAAGCCAUACAAUCAGCAGUCUAGACCAUGUGAUAUCUGAGGUUUUGUUGCAUGAUACAGUUCCCAAAUGCUAAAAUCUCAUUAUUUUGUAAUUUAUGAUGGGGAUUUUGAUAAGAUAAUGUGUAAAUAAUUCAUGAAGAAAUGUAUGAUUUGAGAGAGAUAUUCUACAUUGGUGGGGUGUGGAGCGAUUGCCACUUUCAGUAUUAUAUAAUUACAUUAACAUUUCAACUGCAUUCCUACUUAUGAAUACAAUAAAAACAUGAUUGUCAUG
Haliotis rufescens (red abalone) is the source of this 3007-nucleotide messenger RNA. Its product is annotated as choline transporter-like protein 2. Gene Ontology annotation, biological process: transmembrane transport. Gene Ontology annotation, molecular function: transmembrane transporter activity. Bases 523 to 2715 code for a protein of 730 amino acids. The record is from RefSeq and is a predicted model, not a curated record. Lineage: Eukaryota; Metazoa; Mollusca; Gastropoda; Lepetellida; Haliotidae. Gene Ontology annotation, cellular component: membrane. The transcript is spliced from 23 exons.